Messenger RNA from Physella acuta, 1951 nucleotides. RefSeq lists its product as uncharacterized. The record is from RefSeq and is a predicted model, not a curated record. NCBI's taxonomy places the organism in Eukaryota, Metazoa, Mollusca, Gastropoda, Physidae.
CUAAAGUAAAUGAGCUUGAUUGCAUCUGAUGAAAGCAUCGCUAGUCUUUAUUUAUUUUAUUACUGAAAAGUUUUAAUACAAUUGUUUAAAAACAGAAUUUUGGUAAAUUUUACAAGAGCUCAAAUUCACUUUUUUCAAGAAUUAGCAAUUUUCAUUAAUAGCUUACACUAUUUUAAACAUUUUUAUGGAAACUUCUAAGCUACCCAGCUACAGCUAUGUAGAGCUGCUUAAGAGUUUUUCGGAACCAUCAAUUCCACUCUUGAAUGGAUAUGUGGCACACUGGAUAAAUUAUUGUAACGGCCCUAGUAGGCGAAAAAUUAUUAACCAAUUAAUUGCACACAAAAAUUUGGCAGUUGAAAAUGAUCCAGUUGGGUAUAGAAAAGUUGGAAAUGCAGUAGCAAGGUUGUUAUCUGAGAUCAAACAUGUUAGAAGGUUAGGAGUCAAAAGCUGGAAUAAAAUAGUUAAUAUAAUGCAAACGCCUUUUUAUGUUCAGCCCUUACCAGAUUAUUCAAAGUUAUUGAAGGAUGAAAUGUCUAGUGAAAUGACAGGGGGUAUUCCAAGUAUGGAGGACGGUCAGUUAACAUUUUUGGAUGAACACAGUUAUUUUAUUUCUGGUGGUGAUGUGUAUACAGAAGUGCCCAAUUCUACAGAAGUGGAAAAUAAAAUUAGUGCUGAGGUAAAACAUGAGCCGGUAAUGGAAAAGAGUGGUUUUUUUAAAGAUAAAAGAGAUAUUGUAGAGAAAAUGAAACAAAGUGAGAUGGUAGCUGGUUAUAGAUUAAGGGGUAAUAAGUGUUCAAGAUGUGUUAUUAGAAAUCAGUCAAUACGCAUGUAUAAGGAGAGGAUUAAAAAACUUAGAGAGGAAACAACAGCAGGCAGAGUUUUAAAAUUUCAAUAUUUGAAAGGACAAUUGAGAAGGAAAAGUCAGCAGAUACAGAAUUGGAAAGCAAAGUAUGUACUCGAAAGAAAUAAGAAUCAACGAUCAAAACAACAUACUGGCAAUGAUGAUGGAAAAGUUAAAGGCAUGGAUGAAAAAACUAAGGAGUUAAUGAUUUUAAGAAUUCAAAAUACUAAAUUACAGAAAAAAUUUCAAGUUGUAUCUGACCAUCAUUUACAAGUCAUAAAGGAAUUAAGGACCCAGGUUGAAUCUGCCAAGAAUGAGACAAGUAAGUUACAGACAUUACUACAAACAGAAAGCAGCAAGCAUGCAGCACAGUUUGAAGAGCUCAUGACAGAACAGAAGAAGCUUAUAGCUAAGAACCUUAUUUAUGAGGCAGAGAUUAGCAAGUUGGUGGAGGACAAUCACAAGCUCUUAGAUUCUAAAAAUACAGUUGAAAAUGUGGAGCCAACAUGAAUAUGCAGUCAUGUAAUAUGUUUUUGUUUAAACUAUCUAGAAAGAGUUUCUUUGUGUGUAUUUUAAGAUAAUUUAUAAAAUUGAAGUACACAGGUAUACAUUUAAAGAAUGUGUAUGUACUAGUUUGUUAACCACAACAAAGUGAAAAGGAACCUAUAGAUAGGCCUCAUGAGUGAUGCCUGUAAUUUACACAUUUUGGUGGGACAUUUAAAUAAUGCAAGGAUGUUAUACAAUAAAAUUGUUUAUUUUUUAAUUUAGCCUUACUUGUCAUAAAUGUAUGCACACAAAUCUGAUUUCUCUUUGCCAAAUUGUAUGUGAGUGAGAGGCUAUAUUUUUACAUGUGUUUUAUGUUUUAGUGCUGAUGUUUUUAGUAAUAUGGACCAAAUAUAUAUAUAUAUUUUGGUGGGAUGAUCAUGUUCUUAAAUUAGAUAUAAAGUUUAUUAAUAUGCAUUAAAAAGGUGAGACAGUCAGUUUGCACUAUAAUUAUAAAGAUAUACACUAAAAAUAUGUGAAUUGUUUUGGAUUAAUUUGGAGAUGAUGUUCUAAUUAUUGUAUAUUCAUUACAAUGAGUCAAUACAGUAUAACAUAUCAAUAAAGAAC